Molecule: messenger RNA, 2403 nt
Organism: Babesia sp. Xinjiang
Lineage: Eukaryota; Apicomplexa; Aconoidasida; Piroplasmida; Babesiidae
Exons: 3
Coding region: 1-2403 (800 amino acids)
Source: RefSeq, a predicted model, not a curated record
AUGGAUAACAAUCCGAGUGUGGCAGAUGUCAGCCGGUCGUUAGACAUCGUUUCAGGGUUACUUCAAUCCUACGAGGUUAUUGACGAACACAUAGGCCGUUUACGCCUUCCGGAAGCCUCGCGUCUCCUUUGUGGUUGCCAUGAUGGUACUAUAUCGCUGUCUCCUGAUGAUAAAUUGGAAGAUGAGCUCCGGGUGUGCUGCGCCUCUCUUCGCGACAAGUGUCUGUCUGAAAUGAUAAACACUUUACCUGUUGCCUUUUGCGACUUUUUGCAUGAAGAGCUUGAGCGUCACCGUUUUCAAGAGCAAUUUAUGGUAUGUCCAAGCGAUCCUGUUGAAUCUUUGGAUUGCCAAGAGUUAUUUCAACGUUUGUCUGAGGAUGCUGAAGCGGACGACCGCAGUAUCUCUGAUGAGGCUGACAAGGUGCUGCACCAUCUGAAAUGGCGGUAUUACCACCGUUAUGAGUUGUUGGUAAAAAUUGUGUUAUUUAUUGGUCGUCAGUGGUUGUCAUUGAACAAUGGUUACAUGCCGGUGGCCGAGCAGUAUCUAAACCUUGACGGUGAAAGGCUGUGCAUUUCAUAUGUAACAUUCAAUGAUUGUUUGGUGAUAUUGAACCUGUCCGGGACCUUUUUGCGUCUUAUAGAGGACCGCGCCUCUCGUUACGUCACUCCUACGGUCCACGUGUCUAGAGGCUACGAUAACGGUGAUAUAAGUUCCGUGGACUACGUUCACGACCACUGUUUGCGCUUGGGUUCCGGGAAGAAAGUUACAGCUGUAGUAUCUAUCGACGGUUACGAUAGCACCUCUGCAAUGAUAUCGGGUGUUGUAAGCCGUAUCUCCCACGUCGAGGCAGUGCUUCGGCAACUCCGUCAUUUUUCGGACGAAAGCAGUUCGGGCAGUGUUAGUUCAUCUAUAGAGGUGGAUAGACACUUGGAUUAUUCUUCAUCUAAGGUUACGGACUUCACGUGUUUGUCUGCGUUGCAAACACGUGUCCUAGUUGACGAUUUGAUAUCGCGUCUUAUUGACUCAUGUUAUUUAUGUUGGGAUGUGGAAUGUGUCGGCGUAGAUGAUUUGUUGCGUUCAUUUCGCUAUUUGUGUGACACUGUGAUAGCAUCUGAGGCCACUGUAGUGGACUCGUCUUCUCGUUUCGUACGUCACUUUUUUCAGAGUCUAUUGCAGCGUUGGGAAGAACAUGUGUUGGUAUAUACUCGUUUUUGCGCUCAAUCGCAAAGCUAUGAAACCGAUUUGAACUACAUUGCGGCGUCGGACUUCAAUAUUCGUCGUGAUUCGUCAAUUCGAAUUGUCGACAAGAGAAGUAUAGUUACGCUUCUUACUAGCCUUUUGGAAACUGAUUUCCCGGGGAUCUCCUUUUCCGAAGUGUUCACCUCCUUCGAAUGGGCUGAUCGUCUGGAGUCAUGUGGCGUAUGCAACGACAUUUACACUCUGUCUAUAUUGUUGUUUGUAUUAUCCGCUCAGCCCAUUGCACUGCUGCGUCAUGCCUUUGAUAUUUUAGGGCCGCGUAUGGUAUCACAUGAUGUCAUUGCAUUGUGCAUAAAGCGUUUUUCGGAUAUGAUUUUAUCUAUCCUAGCUACGUAUAUGUUGGUUACUCAGGAUUUUUUCAAACAAUUUGUGUUGAGCAUCACUAAAACAGUGAGUAAGGACGAGGAUGCUAAAGAUCUUGCUGGUUUUAAUGUUCCUCUUACCAACUUUUUACUUUUGUUGUCCAACGCCUCGCUGUUGUCUGGUUCAUCUUUGGUUUUACCAUAUUUUGUUCAGUCUUUGGAGUCUCGAAUAUCCUGGGGACCGGCCGUAGAGUGUCAUGGUUCGGUGUUUUCAGAUUUGGUGAAAUGUAAUUUCCACACAUGUGUUGCUCACGUACACAUGUUGAAAUUGCAAGACUACCUUAUAACUCAGCUUACGGCCUUGUUACAGCAGGUUCUUCAGAAACUUUUGAGUCGAGUGUUGAAUUCUCUUGAUAGCUAUGCGGACAGUUUCGGUGAGGACGCAAUUCAGCUUCUUACACAUGUAUCUUCUCUGUGUGAUAGCAUCUUACCUCUUACACUUCGACUGACCACUAUGUGUCUAUUACUUGACCUUUACUUCACUACACUACCUGACAUUAUUCUUGACUAUUUGGACCUACUUAACUAUCAGCCUUCGGACGAUGUGCUCGGGAGUAUCACCACAUUUGUUGUUAGAUUGGAUGGAAUACUGUCUGACUUCAUGUCAGCUAUGGGUAAGGUGAAUAACGAUUUUGUCCACCACUCCAAGUUUGUGGCAUUUUCAGCAGUUUUUCGUCACGACUUUUCAUGCGUGGAUGACCCUAACUCUCCGUACAACCAGCGCGACCUAAACCGGUUGUGUAAAUUGUGUCGGUGUAUCCAGGUACGAAUUGGUAGUGUCUAA